CCGUCACAGCUUAUAUAUAUAUAUUUAAAAAAGGGGGAAAACAAAUAGAUAGAGGUACAACGACGUCGUUUCAUUGGCCGGCAUCGGAAACUUUUGUCAUCAUCUCCGGGUAUUUGAUUAGAAAGAAGGGGAGGCGUGGGAAAGGAAGAAUGUGUAUACUGUGUGUGAUUCAGAAGUGGUCAAGAAAGGUUGCAACAAUGUUACCAUGGUUAGUGAUUCCGUUGAUUGGACUAUGGCUAUUAUCUCAGUUUUUGCCACCAGCUUUUCGUUUUGAGAUAACAUCACCACGGUUGGCUUGUGUUCUUGUUCUUUUGGUUACCCUUUUCUGGUAUGAGGUUUUGAUGCCUCAGUUGUCAUCUUGGAGGGUUCGUAGGAAUGCUAGGAUUAAAGAGAGGAAAAUGCUUGAAGCUAUUGAAAUGCAGAAGCUUAGAAAGAAUGCGGUUAGGAAGUGUAGGAAUUGUAAGACCCCGUAUCGUGAUCAAAACCCUUGUGGUGGGAAGUUCAAUUGUUGUUAUUGUGGACAUAAGUCGAAAAGACCAGAAAUGGAUCAGUUGUGUGUGGCAUCUGAUUUGGGAAGGUUUUCGAGCUCUGGGUUAUUGAGGAAUCUGGUUGGGAAGAUUUGGUCGGAUAAUAAUUGGAUAUGUGGUCAGGAUUGGCUUGAGAAUGGUGGUAAUUGGGUCAAUGGGUCAUUUUCUGGAAAAUCGAGUUAUUUGAAGAAGAAGAAUAGUGGUGGGCUUUUUGGUAACGACUAUUUCUUUUCGUUUCUACUUGUUUUUGUUUGCAAGAGUUUAGCUGCUAUUUUGUUGGGUAUUAUGUGGAUCUUUGGGAGACUAUUUAGAUUUAGCUUUGAUGAAGGUGAUGCUGCUAUGGGUUCAGAUAUCAAUGGUUUAUCUAAAAAGGGUGAGAAUGGUGUAAAUUGUAAUGAAACAAAAAGUGAGAAAGCUCGCAGGAAAGCGGAAGAGAAGAGACAAGCUAGAUUAGAAAGGGAACAGUUGGAGGAAGAGGAACGGAAACAAAGGGAGGAGGUUGCUAGAUUGGUGGAGGAACGUAGGAAGUUAAGAGAUGAAACUGAUAAUAAAUAUAACAAAAAGGCUUUCAAGGCAUCACCUCGGGACAAUAAGGAUAAAAAGGAGGCAGAGAGAAAACGCCAAGAGAGGAAGAAAGAAUGGGACAGGGGAUCUAGUAGAAGUAAUUCUGAUGUAGAUGAACUUGAGAAACGGGCAAAUAAGGAAAUUAAAAAAAACAAGAAGGGUGAGGUUGAUCGAGAACAUAAUCGAUCGAAAGGUUCCAUGGCAGAUAGUUAUUAUAAGGGAAGUGUUGGUGCUCGAUAUCUUGAUCGUAUGAGGGGAAACUUUUUUCCAUCUUCUAAAACACUAACGGGGGGUGGUUUCUUUGGCAAAGGUGUGAAUGCAAAUGCAAAUGCUAGUAACACAAGAGAACAUAGAUCUAAUGUUUCCUUAGAUCAUUCCAAUAAGAAAGAUUUUGUUCAACCGGAGCGUGCAUAUGGGAAGUCAAAUGCACAUGCAGAUGAUAAAAACCAGAAUCGACUUGCGCGUUUUGAGCCCCUUCCUUGUCCGCCACCCAAAAAAUCAUGGCAUCAGUUAUUCUCCAGGUCAUCACCUAUUGCUUCGUCCACUGAUACUAAUGUGUUAAGCAAGCCGAAUGGAAACUCACAAACAGAAGCUCAGAGUUCGAUAGCAUCUGGUUAUCCAGUAAGCCAAGGAUAUGAUAUUCCCGCUACAGAGGGCUUACCUUAUCAUUUACCAAAUUAUUCAUAUGGGAACACUACUACUAGUUCUACAGGUCUUCAGUCAUCAUCGAUUGUCACUGAACAUGAGAAUUUUGAGGACCCGUGCUAUGUUCCUGAUCCCGUGUUAUCAGCUGGGCCAGUCUCAGAGCCACUUGAUUCUUUCCCGGUAGAUUUUGGCUUUUUAGCUGAUGUUGGGUUUGAAAAGCCAUCACCAAUUGCGUCUCCUGUCUCACGGCCACGGUCUGACUCUUCUUUUUCUCCAAGCCCUCAAAGGACUCAAGAAAAUACUAAUCUACCCAUGGAAGAUUGUGGUGCUGCUAUUGAGAAGGGGUGGCAGGCAUGGAACAGUUGUCGCUAUAUGUCAGACAUUGGUGCUAACACCAAAUGGGAUUUACCUCAAAAAUCUAGUGCUCCAAUGCUAAAGGAAGAGGAUUAUGUCCUGUCCAGCACAACUAAUUUAAUGCAUGCUAAUAGUGAUGAUUCAUGGAAAUUUAGAACUUCAUAUGGGUCUAUAUCAAGCAGUAAAAACCAUUUACCGAUGAACUUGCAUGGAGGAGUUACUCGUAAUAAAUUGGUUUAUGGAAUUCCCAAUGGAUCUGCUAUCAACCAUCAAUUUCAGCCGUAUCAUGGUGUUGUUUGGGCAAAGAAGGAGAAGGUGGUUUGUCGAGUUCCCGUCGAAGGCAUAGAAUCCAUACCAACUAUCAUAGGUCCUCGUGGUGGGCUAUACCCCCCUCUACAUGUACAGCCAGUUUGGUCAUAUGAAUGAAAAAGAAAAGAAGGAAGUUUUUAGAAAACAAAAAGAGUAUGAUAUAACUCUAAUAUACCUUCUGUUCUGAAGAGGAAUGCAGCCUCUUUUGGAGGAAAGUUUAGAAUA
Erigeron canadensis is the source of this 2624-nucleotide messenger RNA. RefSeq lists its product as uncharacterized. The record is from RefSeq and is a predicted model, not a curated record. The coding region runs from base 150 to 2516 and encodes 788 amino acids. The transcript is spliced from 4 exons. NCBI's taxonomy places the organism in Eukaryota, Viridiplantae, Streptophyta, Magnoliopsida, Asterales, Asteraceae.